Molecule: messenger RNA, 2190 nt
Organism: Ictalurus furcatus (blue catfish)
Lineage: Eukaryota; Metazoa; Chordata; Actinopteri; Siluriformes; Ictaluridae
Gene: ccdc197
Product: protein Hook homolog 1
Exons: 14
Coding region: 116-1903 (595 amino acids)
Biological process (GO): protein K48-linked deubiquitination; negative regulation of double-strand break repair
Cellular component (GO): nucleus
Molecular function (GO): cysteine-type deubiquitinase activity; ubiquitin binding
Source: RefSeq, a predicted model, not a curated record
AACAGCGCAACACAAGUUCAGACGGACACAGAACCCGGAAGGAACCGCUUUAAAUUUAAAUAUCUGGAACUAGUAUUUUUUCCCUGUUAAAAGCAGGCUAGUUAUCUCACCCAAAAUGGAUGCACGCUCUCUCCCUUUGCUGAAUAAGAACGACCAGCGUUUUCACCUGGAAGUGGAAAACAGGCUGAAAAAUAUUUUUGUAACGCAGUUAGAGGACCACGGUCUUCCUCAUAGCAGAGAAGAGGGAAAGAAUGUCAAACACAUCCCUGUCAUAACAGAGUCAUCUGACAGAAUCCUGAAAACGGGUAUCAACACUCUUCAAAAGACGCUUGUGCUGAAGACGCAGGUGCAACUGGAUGAUGUAAACAGGCAGUUACUGCAGAAACGGCUUGAGUUCAAAGAUCGAAUGCAAGCUCUGGAACAGAGAAGGGCAGCACUUCUGGAAAAACAGGAGGAAACGAAAGAGAGGGCAAUGAAGUUUGAAAAGUUUGUGGAAGAAAAUGAGGUAAAGCGACGCCGUGCUCUGAAGAAAUACCAACUAGAGAAAAAAGAGAAUGAACUGAGGGAGGAGGAGAAAUCCAAACUAUAUGAAGAACUUGAGCAGCUUCAGCUCAGGCAUCAGCAACUAAAAGAACGAGUUGAUAAAUAUAAGAUUUAUGAAGAGUAUAUGAUGAAGAUUCUAGAUUUACUACCAGAGGCUUAUUUAGAAUAUGGCUCAGAUUCUUUGGUGAUGCCCAUCAUCAGACGCCAUGAGACCUUGUCCAUCACUCAGCAGGACUUGUUGCAACGUCUCACCAGUCUGGCAGAGGAACUAGACCAGGGCCGAUGCAACCUGGACUCACUUAAACUGGAGCACAGCACAAGCAGACUUAUGUCCAAUAAGGAGUUGUCAGAACUGCGGACCCAGUGGGAUCAAAUCAGAGAGAAGAAUAAACAACUGGAGAUGACCCUGUAUAUUCAACAUGACCAGUCUGUAGACCAGAUUGAGGAGAUUGGGUGUCUUUUGCUAGCGGUCAAAAAUCUUGCACAGCAAUGCCACCUGCAACACUAUGGACCUUUACAAAAAAUGGACUCGCUGACCAUGAUGGACAUGAUAAAGGAGUUCAUUCUGGAGACUGUGGAUACAGAGAGGAGAGCACUGCAGAUAACAGACUCCAGUUCAGAACCGAUGAAGAGGAGCAGACACAGAGGAAGUAAAGGACCAGCCCUGACUAUGGACGAGUCCACAUUAGUCUCCAUCAAGGAGGCAACUUCUGCUCAGACACUGGAAGAGUCAAAAGCGGAAAAAUACCAGGACAUCUGCCACCAGUUUGGGUUCAUCCGCAGAGUAAAGGGAGACGGGAAUUGUUUUUACAGGGCUCUCUGCUUUACACUUGUAGAAAGCUUGCUACACAAUGAAAGCGCUAUACAACGAUUUAGGGACAUGCUGGUAAGAAGUCACCAAGUACUGCUUGCAGCUGGCUUUGAUGAAAGUACUUUUAAAGAUUUAUUUAACACUUUUAACAGGGUACUGGAGCGAAUUGAAACAGAUGCCCGUGAAGAGACCCUGUUAAACCUUUUUAAUGACCAGGCUACCUCAGACAGCAUGGUGCAGUACCUGAGGCUGCUCACUUCAGCACACCUACAGAGCCAUGCUGAUUUCUUCCAGCACUUUGUGGAGGCUCCAAAUUUAAAAGCUUACUGCACUCAGGAAGUAGAAGCCAUGGCGAUGGAAUGUGAUCAUGUGGAGAUCCUGGCUUUAUCUGAGGAGUUGGACAUUAGUCUGUGUAUUAUAUCCAUGGAUGGCAGUGAUGGCCACCUUACAUACCACACCAUUCCAGAGGGAUCUCAACCUUCCCUGUAUCUUCUUUACAAGACAUCUCAUUAUGACAUUCUUUACAAACACAGAGGGCAUUGGAAAUAAUGCUUGGACCAAACAGUCUGGAACCAAAUGUUGGACAGCCAUCUUCUGCAAGUGAAUAUUUCCUUAAAAUCAUGCAAAUGGACAAUAACAAUCUUCAAACAUUUUUAUACAAUUUUCCCAACUGACCAUAAACAAGUAACUGUACUGUUAUGGUGGCAAUGUCCUAAUACAAAAAUGCAUAAAGACAGUUCAUGUAUCACUAAUGGAACAAAGGGUCUUGUUCUUUUGUAUAAAACUUUGAAUUAUAUCACCAACCUCUAGUAUAAAUAUAAACUACAUUUGCUGCC